Messenger RNA from Drosophila subobscura, 384 nucleotides. RefSeq names its product chromobox protein homolog 1-like. Lineage: Eukaryota; Metazoa; Arthropoda; Insecta; Diptera; Drosophilidae. The transcript has 2 exons. Bases 88 to 384 code for a protein of 98 amino acids. Gene Ontology annotation, molecular function: chromatin binding. Gene Ontology annotation, cellular component: pericentric heterochromatin. The record is from RefSeq and is a predicted model, not a curated record. Gene Ontology annotation, biological process: negative regulation of transcription by RNA polymerase II; chromatin organization.
ACGGAUCAACACCAUUGAGGUGACACGCCCCGUGGAUGGCAACGCCGAGGCGGAGCAGGAGCCCUCGAAGCGUUUGUUUUAGUCUAAAUGCAGUUUAUUACGGAAAUUAUAUCCAUUUAUUAUGCUAAGUCAAUGGACACCCGUGAGGAAUACAUUGUUGAACGCAUAAUAGAUAGACGAACGGUCAAUGGCAAGAGGGAGUACUACUUGAAAUGGGAGGGCUAUGACGAUGAGGACAACACUUGGGAGCCUGUAGAGAACUUACAGCAUUGCCUCGAACUGCUGGCUGAAUGUGAUGCUAGCCUGGAGCGCAGGAUGAGGGCAAUGAACAUGUAUCUGAAACCCAAGAAAGAGAAACAUGAGAAAUACCGAGAGAAUAAUUAG